Molecule: messenger RNA, 4668 nt
Organism: Merops nubicus (carmine bee-eater)
Lineage: Eukaryota; Metazoa; Chordata; Aves; Coraciiformes; Meropidae
Gene: RNF17
Product: ring finger protein 17
Exons: 36
Coding region: 1-4668 (1555 amino acids)
Source: RefSeq, a predicted model, not a curated record
AUGGCGGCGAAGCCUGCCCGCGCGGGGCACGGCAACGGCCGCCCGCCCCCUCCAGCUGUGAGUGAGAGAAGUGCUCGGCGAUUGGUGGGAGGGGGAGCGGUUUUGGCGGGUGACGGGUGGUUGGUUGUCCGUCGUGCUGAGGGGAGCCGCCUUCACUUCUCUCUCCUCCCGUACCUUCUCGUCCUUUCCCGUCCCCUCUGCUCCUGUUCCCGGCGGUCUCGAAGGCAAUGUCUUAAGAUACUAGAAGAGGAUUUUCCAGAACUAAAUAAGAGAAGCAGUGAUUUGUGUCUUAUGUCAAAAGCUAUGAGUAUGCAAGCGCUGCAUGCUGAUGUGAAGGAUGAAGACACGGAUUUUUUGUAUUUCUCUUCUGUAAAAACAAAAACUGAUUUUAAACUUGGGCUGUGUGGUGGCAACUUGCAAAGGCAAGCAAGGCCCUUCGAUCACGAUACUGGAGACAGAAAUGUUAAGCACCUGGUCUCUUCAAAUGGUGGGCUGAAGGAUAAACCAGCUGUAGCUCCAUCAGCAAACACGGACAAGAAAACUAUGGAAGAUAUUGAUGAAGCUUUGUUCAUAGCUGUUGGUAAUCUCAGCCACUUAUAUUAUGCAGAUGGGACGCUGAAAUAUUUGGAAUUGAAAGUGAAGGAGGAAGGAGACAAAGUUGCAGAAACAGCAAAUAGAACAUUUGAUGAACUUAUUACUUCUCUCCACUUCAGGAAGAAGAAAUUGUGUGCAGAGUUAGAAAACAGCAUCAACAGCUGCAGUACUGGUAUUGCAAAAGCCAAGGAGGUCAUUGAAGAGAAGAAAAGGUGCUUGAUUAGUGCCAUUAGGAUUGCAGAGGAAUUAAAAAUUACACCUUCUGCAAGAACCUAUUGUGACCUUGCUCAGGUUAUUUAUAAUUUAAAGUUGCCAGUUGAGGCUGAGCUCUCAAGAGUGGACAGUUUGAAAGAAAAAAUAUCUCCAAGAUUCUUGCUAAACACUGAUGAAAUCACAUCUUUGUUGGCAAAUUUGGGCAAGAUUGAAUGGGGAACAGGAGAGCAUGAAGAUAAUGGACAACACACUCUCAUCUUUGAUAACGAAGAAACCCCUGAUGUCAUAAUAGAAGAAAUACUUGAAGACAACCUGGAAAGUUCAACAGAGUUAGUGUUCGUAACCCAUGUUAUAGAUCCAUGCCACUUCUAUAUUCGGAGAUACUCACAGAAGAAAGAAGCAGGAGUUUUGGCGAAGAAACUGAAAAACUUUUGUUGUAGUAAGAGUUCAUCUCUCUUGCCUUCAGAUAUUUUGGAGCUAGGUGCUGGAACUUUUAUUAAGAAUAAGGAAACUGGAAUGUGGUGCCGUGGAACUAUCACUGAACUAAUUCCCCUCAAAACUAAAAAUAACAGGAAGCCUUAUGGUCCAAUAAGAUACAAAGUUUGUGAUAUUGCACUGCUGGAAGUAUUCAUGAUUGAUUUUGGGAGCUCUGUAGUUCUAACUCUCUCAGGAUGUAUUCCCACUGAAAGGCCUGAACCUGCUACUCUGCAAACUAUUGAAACGGAUGACAUUUGUUUGUUUGUAAGGAAGCCUGAUCAGAAUAUGGAGGCAGAACUUGCAGCUGUUCCUCCUUUAGCAGUACGGUGUUCAUUGAAGGAUGUUGUUCCUAAAAAUGCUAGUGAAGGUUGGGAAGAGGAAGCAAAGACAAAGUUUUCAGGAAUGGUAGAGAAUAAAGUUGUUUUAAUGACAAUAUUUAGAGAAGAAGAUGGUGUUCUCAUUGUGGAUUUGAAAAAAUCUCCAUUUAGUAAAAUAAGCAGUAACAUGCCAGUGUCUGUCAAGGAUGCAUUAGUUUAUUUAGACUUGGCAAGGUUUAGAUCACAGCUUCCCAGUCAGUUAGAAAAUAAUACCAUCUUCCACUAUAGUCCACCUAAGAUUCCACAAGAAAAAGAAGAAGUGUUUGUCAUAGUUUGUCACAUUAAUAGUCCGAAUGAUUUCUAUCUCCAGUUGAGAGAUAGCUUGGAUUCUUUAGCUCUUUCAAAGAAAAUUCUGGAGGUAUAUAAACAUGAGCAUGGGAACUUGGAAGUUGUCUGCCCAGUUGAAGGCCAAGCCUGUAUUGCAAAGCAGGAAGAUGGGAAUUGGUACAGAGCAAAGAUUAUAGGGCUGCCAAGUGAUCAAGAAGUUAUGGUAAGAUAUGUUGACUUCGGCAACAUUGCUCACUUACCUCUUAAAGACAUAUGCAGAGUAAAAAAAGAGUUUCUGAGCUUCCCAGAAAAGGCAAUCGGGUGCAGGCUGGCUUAUAUUGAGCCUUUUAAAGGGGGAAAUGAGUGGAAGAGAGAAGCCAAGGAAAGAUUUGAAGAAAUGACUGAAGAUAAACUUCUGCUGUGUUCAGUUGUUGAAAUAUUAAAUAAUAACAUCUUAUCUGUUGAACUCUUUGACCUUUCUGCUCUUCAUGGAAGAAGCUUUAGUAUUAACUGCCAGCUAGUAGAAGACGACCUAGCAUCUUAUGUAUCUGGGUACACUGCAAAUACUGCAGUAAGGCCCAGUGAAGUGUGGGAUGUUCCUCUAGAAGAAGUCCCUGAAACCUCAGAAACUUUAUAUCUUACAGACAUGGAAUCUGUGGGUGGACAUUUCAGAUCACUUUUUAAAAAAGAGCUACAAGCGAAAAUUAGUCAUGUUGUAUCUCCUAGUAAAAUUUUUAUACAAUGGCUGUCAUCAAAAUGUAUGCUCAAAAGUUUACAGGAGAAGAUGGAUGCCAUCUACAAAGGAUCCCAGCCACAGUCUGUGAAGUGGGAAAGCAAUAUGCACUGUGCUGUUUACAUACAUGAAUUGAAAGAGUGGCAAAGAGGUCAGAUAAGCAGGAUUAUCUCUGAAACAAGUGUAGAGGUAAUACUUUACGAUUCUGGAGCUGAAAAAACAGUGGAUAUCAGCUGUCUAAGAAACCUUGAGGAAAAUCUGAAGAUAAUUAGGACAUUAGCAAUAGAGUGUUUCUUGACAGAUAUAAGACCAACAGGUGGAAGCAUGCAGUGGACAGCAACAGCAUGUGAAUGUUUGUCCUAUUACCUAACUGGGGCACAAGUAAAAGUUAUCAUACAGGAAAGUGAUGUGGCUCGUGUGUUGCCUGUGAAAAUUCUUUGCAAAGAUGAAACAGGAAAACUGUUUGAUAUUUCAGAACACCUUAUUAAAAAUGGUUUGGCUUUUAGAAACAGAAGAACUGAUAAUGCUGAUGUGGCUUGCUCAGUCUCCAAGGAGCAUCUUAAAGUAGAUUUAGAGCAGGAGGACACACAACUGGAUGGUCGUAGCUCAGAAACUGCAUGUGCAACAAGCAGCGCUGCUCCAGAUGAAAACCUGACCUUUCCACAGACUGAACAAACAUCAUGCAAAACAUAUAAGUCACUUCUUCAUUCAGGAAUGGAUGAAAUAUAUAAAUUCCCUGUUAUACCCGAAGAGAAAAUUUUUCAAGCUGUAGUAAGUUUCGUUGGACCUGACGGAACUAUUUAUAUAAUACCAAAAUCACUUGAAAUUGAACUAAAGAAACUGAUGACUGAAAUACAAAGCAAGUUCAGAUGCCUGAGUCUUCUGGAACCCUACUGCUGGAAAAAAGGAGAAGCUUGUGUUGUGAGAGCACCAGAUACCAUGUGGUAUCGAGGUAAAGUUGUAGGAGUCGGUGGUGGUACUUUCCAGGUACAGUACAUAGACCUUGGUUGCAUAGAGAGGAUUCUUCCUUGUCAUCUGUUUCCAACUACAUUGUAUACUGGUAUUCCUCCAUUCUGCAUACCAUGCCAGCUCUAUAAGACAGCACCCAUCGGAAAUUUGUGGCAGCAGGAUGCAGUAGAUUGCCUUCAACAUCUCCUUAUAAAUGAAGAGGUUGAAAUACAUGUUCAGGAAUUACCAGACAACCCAUGGGGCAAAUUGUCCAUUAAGUUGUAUUUUGGUGGAAUAUCGCUUUCUUCCUUCAUGGCAUAUCAAAACUACUGCAUUACUGAAGAUUGUGAAGAUAUAACAGAGCUGGGGCUGCUUGAAAGAGAAAUUCCUGCUUUGCCUUCAUACGCAUUGCCAUCGCUACCUGUCCCAGGAGAUACCUUUCCUGUCAGAGUUACCCAUUUGGUGUCCCCUAAGGAGGUAUAUAUUUGCCUUGAUCCUCCUAAGAACCUUGUGCAGCAGUCUGCCACAGAGGGAGCUGCCAGCUGUGAUUUGGAGUUGGAGGGCCUUGAUGAAGCCCUGAUGUCAUGCAAUAGAAGUGUGGAGACUAUUCCUCUUCUAACACACUUCCAAACAGACAUGCCAUGCCUUGUAGAGUACCAGGAUGGUUUAUGGUACAGAGCAAAGCUCCUCUCCAUUGCAAAAUUUGACCCUGUUCAGGUCCUGGUUCAGUUUGUUGACUAUGGUAGUUUUUCAGUUGUCCCAACAAGCAGAUUACGUCACAUACCCUAUUACCUGCUGAAGUAUCCUGUUCAGGCAGUGCGGGCUCUGUUGACUGGAUUUAAACCUGCCGUAUAUGACAGAAAUGUCCAAAGAAUUCCUUAUUCCCCAGAAUGGAGUCUGGAAGCACUGUGGGCUAUGAUGGAGUGUAUUGAAGGAAAACAGCUCUCUGCUUCCAUACGUGCUCUUUCACCAGACAUCACCAUUUCUUUGUAUGAAGAUGAUAAAAAUCUAGUUCAUAUGAAACUGAUAGAAAUGGGACUUGCAGAUUUGGAUGAGUGA